GGGUGGACUCCACUCAUGGAGGCAGCCAUGGGAGGGCACACUGACUGUGUUAUACAGCUACUCUCCUCAGGAGCAGUGGUGGACCUGGCUAACAAGAAUGGGCGGACUCCACUCAUGGCGGCAGCCAGUGAAGGUCACACAGACAGUGUUAAAGAGCUGCUCUCCUCAGGAGCCGUGGUGGACCUGGCUAACAAGGAUGGGGACACUCCACUCAUGGAGGCAGCCCACUAUGGAGAGGAAGAUGCUGUAAAGGAGCUUCUCUCAGCAGGGGCUUCCCCUCUCUGCACUAAUAAUGAUGGAUAUACUGCUCUGACGAUGGCCAAGGAAUCAUUUUCCUCUAACCCUUCAGUAAUAAAGCUGCUGGAGGAAGCUACUGAAUCACAUGACCCUGAUACAGUCAGAGAAGAGGUGCCUUCUAAAUUAGGACCAUCCGCUAAACGAGUCACUCUUCAAGAACUAGUAGAGCAAUACAAUCUGACUGACGAGCAACUCAACAGUGAAAUAGAUGACCCUGAUACUCCCGAAUUGGCCUUAUGUUUUGAUGAUGUGGAACUUUAUUCGAGUGCAAUGGGGCUAGCUAUUGCUGAACAAGCCGAUGUGAACCAACCACGUGGAACUCAAGCAGCCAUGAUGAAGUGCUUGCAAAUCUGGAAACAACAUAAUCCUUCACAAGCAACUUACAGAGCUCUACUGGAUAUCGCACUGAGAUUGGGGAAAGGAGACACAGCUCAUCAAAUCUGUCAGCAAUUGACCCAACAUAUUCAAAACCGAACCUACUUAAAAAAACUGGAUGAGAUGAUGGCCGACACAAGUGGCACUAUAGAGCUACAUUAUCUCAAGACGUACUUCAUUGGUCCCUCGGGUCUUGGCAAAACGACCACUCGACAGCGGCUUGUUGGAUCCAUCACUAAUCUGUCUUUGCUGCCCGAAGAUCAAAGGAAACGUUGCAGUACAUUACUAGCCGAGUGUGAACAAGUAUUGGCCUUUGUGGACAAAUCUGGAACAAAGCUUGAAUUCAAAGCAUCUUCAAGUCUAGAGGAAGAAACACAGUUUAUCUUCUCCUACCUUAUGUCCUGUGAACCUAUUGAAGACAGCACUGUCAGCGAUACUAGUACACCUAAGGAACACCCCAAAAAAGAAACCACUGACCCAAAGAAGCUAACUCAACUCAAGAUCGAUGAAACUGCUACUGUACCCAAAGAAACGAUGUCACCAACACCGGUAUCACCAACACCAGAACCACCGGAAAAGGUCGUGAAAGUGACCACUGUAGAUGUUGGAAAGGUUGUCUCGAGACUCCAGGGUAUUGUGGGUUCAGGAGAGUACACUAAAGAGCUGCUGAACAAAGUUCUACUCAAUCUGGUCGAUAUAGGUGGGCAGCCUGGAUUCGUGGAGAUGUUUCCUUUUCUAAGCAAAGGUGCAGGGAUUUUCCUAGUAUUCUUUCGACUGGACAAAGACCUCGAUGACAUGUGUCAAGUCUCCUACGAACGAGGAAAAGACAGGAUCACACCGUACGAUUCAACGUACACAAGCAGAGAAACGCUCUCUCAAAUCCUGUCAGCUAUCAGCCACCAUACCAAGAUUGACUCGGAUAUUGACAGAGAGCAGUUUAGUAAACUGGGCUCUGCUAACUUCACUGCCCUAAAGCCUGUUGCUACCCUCAUAGGUACUUUCAAGGAUGAACUGGCAAUGCAAAUCAAAGUCAAUCUUCUCUACGAGAAAUGUUGUGCCUCCACAAAAGCUGUCAGCAAAAGCAAUAGUACCACUGCCAGCAUAAGCGAUAGUACCACUGCCAGCAAAACCACUGCCAGCAAGAGCGAUAGUAACACUGCCAGCAAAAGCGAUAGUACCACUGCCAGCAAAAGCGAUAGUACCACUGCCAGCAGGAGCGAUAGUACCACUGCUAGCAAGAGCCAUAGUACCACUGCCGACAAGAGCCAUAGUACCACUACCAGCAAGAGCGAUAGUACCACUGCCAGCAAGAGCCAUAGUAUCACUGCCGACAAGAGCGAUAGUACCACUGCCAGCAAGAGCAAUAGUACCACUGCCAGCAAGACCACUACCAGCAAGAGCGAUAGCACCACUGCCAGCAAGACCACUACCAGCAAGAGCGAUAGUACCACUGCCAGCAAGACCACUGCCAGCAAGAGCGAUAGCACCACUGCCGACAAGAGCGAUAGCACCACUGCCAGCAAGAGCGAUAGUACCACUGCCAGCAAGAGCAAUAGUACCACUGCCAGCAAGACCACUACCAGCAAGAGCGAUAGCACCACUGCCAGCAAGACCACUACCAGCAAGAGCGAUAGUACCACUGCCAGCAAGACCACUGCCAGCAAGAGCGAUAGCACCACUGCCGACAAGAGCGAUAGCACCACUGCCUGCAAGAGCGAUAGUACCACUGCCAGCAAGAGCUAUAGCACCACUGCCAGCAAGAGCGAUAGCACCACUGUCAGCAAGAGCGAUAGUACCACUGCCGACAAGAGCCUAAAUGAACACGAACAAAAGAAAGCAAUUCGGAACAUUUUGACUCAACUGAAGAGUGAUGAGCCUGCUAACGUCAGUGCAGAAGACAUGGCCGCCAUUGAGCAAACAGUCAGCCAACACCUCAACUCAGACACUUUCAAGAAAGAUGUCCAAGACCGCUUAGAGCAAAAGUUGACAGAGAAAAACGAAGCUGUGAGCAAGAUUACCAGCAAGUUUGAGAAAUUACUUUCAAACCCAAAAGACAAGAAGUUCAUAGCAGUCGACAACUACGAAGGCACUGAUUCUGAUAUGGAACCUCUUCGUGAACAUCUUUAUGGCAUGUUUAGUAGCUAUUUCAAAGAUGCCAAGCUUCGAAUUCGCCCACAACAGCUUUUGUUGGGAGUUGUACUGAGAAAAGAGUAUGACAUUGUGUCUAUGGAAGAAUGCAUUCGUAUCGGUACCGAGGGGUUGAAGAUGACAGAGAAGGAAGUUCGAUUCACCGUUUGGUACCUUGAUCGAUUUGUCGGAGCUUUGAUAUAUCAUCCAGAGAUCAAAGACAAAGAUGGUUGGUUUGGAAACUUUGUCAUUUGCAACCCCCAAGUGGUAUUCAACAGCCUCAGUGUUUUCGUUGUCAAGCCGCUACUGGAGGUCCAUUCUGAAGAGGGCAAUAUUCAGUUCAAUGAUAAUGAGAGAAAAAAUUGGAUACUCAAGGGUCAAUUCUUACUAAAAACAAUCACUCGAUGCCAUUCGGAGGAAAACCAGGGGGUGAAGAAAGACCAGUUGAUCCCUGUUGAGAAGCUGCUGAUACUACUCGAGCAUUCUCACCUUUUGGCCAAAAUCACUACAGUGGAGGAAGACCAUACCACAGAAGAAGUUGAAACGACAUAUUUCAUCCCCGCUAUUCUCAAGUGUGCAUCUCGCGAGGAACUAACGAAAUCACCCCCCACUGGCAUUGAUACACCCUCUCCAAUCAAAAUCACAUUCAAACCCCAAUACGUUCCCAUUGGAGUAUUUUGCGCCAUGAUCAGUGAAUUGGUCUCAAGGGGGAGUACUGGAAUUCUGGGCAUGUCUUGGAAACUUGCCACUGAUACCUCAGUAAAGAGAAAUCUCGUCUCCUUUCACAUUGACGAAUCUGCCAAGCAUUUUGUUACCCUUAUCGCUCUCGUCGAUUGCUAUGAGAUACGGAUUAUUCGACAGGACAGAGACCACACGAUGCACGAGCUUUGUUCCUACAUCCUCUCAACCCUCCUGUUGGUGAUGAAGGACAUCAGUCCACUACUCACUCCAAUCAUUGCCUUUGACUGCUACUGUGGCAAACAUGAAGAUGGUUCUAAGCUUUGUCUCCUCACACCUGGAGCUGAUCCCUGCUUUAAAUGCUGCACCAGCAAAGUCUCUCUGAGUCCUCACCAAGAAUGCUGGUUCGCAGAAGAAGUCAGCCUCGGGGAUGAUGUGUUCCUCCUUGCCCUGCCCUUUGCCUCUAAGCGAGAGAUGAGGGACAACAGCCUCUCUUUCGAGUGGAGCAAGAGAAGACCCAGAAUUAGUGGGACUGAAAAUGAAUUGGAAGUCAAGUCAAAUAGUCACUUCAAUGGCUUUAUCAGUUGUGAGAUCUCCAAGAACCAGAAGCAUUUCUUCACCGUGUACCACUGCCUCAAAGAGAGUGUUGAGAACACCUCCAGCUCUGAAACUGAUCAGCUGUUUGCAGAUGUGAAGGAAGUGAUCAAAGAGAUACGCUCUGACUGGUACAGCCUGGCUAUAGAGCUGGACAUUGACUAUGCAACUAGGAAUAGUCUUGAGAAGGACUAUCGCUGGGUUGAGCCGUGCUUUGAGGCCAUGCUGACACACUGGGUGAAGCGCUCCUCUCCUCCCCCCUCCUGGUCUGCCCUUGUUAGAGCACUAGAGUCUCCCGCCAUUGCUCGUGGGGACAUUGCAGCAACCAUUAAGACAAAAGCUACCAGCGACAUCUCUCCUGAUAUUUGUCAUCUCACUCAUGGUGGACCAUCCGCUAAACGAGUCACUCUUCAAGAACUAGUAGAGCAAUACAAUCUGACUGACGAGCAACUCAACAGUGAAAUAGAUGACCCUGAUACUCCCGAAUUGGCCUUAUGUUUUGAUGAUGUGGAACUUUAUUCAACUGCAAUGGGGCUAGCUAUUGCUGAACAAGCCGAUGUGAACCAAUCACGUGGAACUCAAGCAGCCAUGAUGAAGUGCUUGCAAAUCUGGAAACAACAUAAUCCUUCACAAGCAACUUACAGAGCUCUACUGGAUAUCGCACUGAGAUUGGGGAAAGGAGACACAGCUCAUCAAAUCUGUCAGCAAUUGACCCAACGACCAUCCGCUAAACGAGUCACUCUUCAAGAACUAGUAGAGCAAUACAAUCUGACUGACGAGCAACUCAACAGUGAAAUAGAGGUUCCUGAUACUCCCGAAUUGGCCUUAUGUUUUGAUGGUGUGAAACUUUAUUCGAGUGCAAUGGGGCUAGCUAUUGCUGAACAAGCCGAUGUGAACCAAUCACGUGGAACUCAAGCAGCCAUGAUGAAGUGCUUGCAAAUCUGGAAACAACAUAAUCCUUCACAAGCAACUUACAGAGCUCUACUGGAUAUCGCACUGAGAUUGGGGAAAGGAGACACAGCUCAUCAAAUCUGUCAGCAAUUGACCCAACGACCAUCCGCUAAACAAGUCACUCUUCAAGAACUAGUAGAGCAAUACAAUCUGACUGACGAGCAACUCAACAGUGAAAUAGAGGUUCCUGAUACUCCCGAAUUGGCCUUAUGUUUUGAUGGUGUGGAACUUUAUUCGAGUGCAAUGGGGCUAGCUAUUGCUGAACAAGCCGAUGUGAACCAAUCACGUGGAACUCAAGCAGCCAUGAUGAAGUGCUUGCAAAUCUGGAAACAACAUAAUCCUUCACAAGCAACUUACAGAGCUCUCCUGGAUAUCGCACUGAGAUUGGGAAAAGGAAACACAGCUCAUCAAAUCUGUCUGCAAUUGACCCAACUCAAUAUUCAAAACCGAACCUACUUAAAAAAACUGGAUGAGAUGAUGGCCGACACAAGUGGCACUAUAGAGCUACAUUAUCUCAAGACGUACUUCAUUGGUCCCUCGGGUAUUGGCAAAACGACCACUCGACAGCGGCUUGUUGGAUCCAUUACUAACCUGUCUUUGCUGCCCGAAGAUCAAAGGAAACGUUGCAGUACAUUACUAGCCGAGUGUGAACAAGUAUUGGCCUUUGUGGACAAAUCUGGAAGAAAGCUUGAAUUCAAAGCAUCUUCAAGUCUAGAGGAAGAAACACAGUUUAUCUUCUCUUACCUUAUGUCCUGUGAACCUAUUGAAGACAGCACUGUCAGCAAUACUAGUACACCUAAGGAACAGCCCAAAAAAGAAACCACUGACCCAAAGAAGCAAACUCAACUCAAGAUCGAUGAAACUGCUACUGUACCCAAAGAAACGGUGUCACCAACACCGGUAUCACCAACACCAGAACCACCGGAAAAGGUCGUGAAAGUGACUACUGUAGAUGUUGGAAAGGUUGUCUCGAGACUCCAGAGUAUUGUGGGUUCAGGAGAGUACACUAAAGAGCUGCUGAACAAAGUCCUACUCAAUCUGGUCGAUAUAGGUGGGCAGCCUGGAUUCGUGGAGAUGUUUCCUUUUCUAAGCAAAGGCGCAGGGAUUUUCCUAGUAUUCUUUCGACUGGACAAAGACCUCGAUGACAUGUGUCAAGUCUCCUACGAACGAGGAAAGGACAAGAUCACACCGUACGAUUCAACGUACACAAGCAGAGAAACGGUCUCUCAAAUCCUGUCAGCUAUCAGCCACCAUACCAAGAUUGACUCGGACAUUGACAGAGAGCAGUGUAGUAAACUGGGCAAUCUAGGCUCUGCUAAGCCUGUUGCUACCCUCAUAGGUACUUUCAAGGAUGAACUGGCAAUACAAAUCAAAGUCGAUCUCCUGUACGAGAAAUGUUGUGCCUCCACAAAAGCUGUCAGCAAAAGCGAUAGUACCACUGCCAGCAAGAGCGAUAGUACCACUGCCAGCAAGACCACUACCAGCAAGACCACUGCCAGCAAGAGCGAUAGUACCACUGCCAGCAAGAGCGAUAGUAACACUACCAGCAAGAGCGAUAGUACCACUGCCAGCAAAAGCGAUAGUACUACAGCCAGCAAGAGCCAUAGUACCACUGCUGACAAGAGCGAUAGUACCACUACCAGCAAGAGCGAUAGUACCACUGCCAGCAAGAGCCAUAGUACCACUGCCGACAAGAGCGAUAGUACCACUGCCAGCAAGAGCGAUAGUACCACUGCCAGCAAGACCACUACUAGCAAGAGCGAUAGCACCACUGCCAGCAAGAACGAUAGCACCACUGCCAGCAAUACCACUACCAGCAAGAGCGAUAGUACCACUGCCAGCAAGAGUGAUAGUACCACUGCCAGCAAGACCACUGCCAGCAAGAGCGAAAGCACCACUGCCGACAAGAGCGAUGGCACCACUGCCGACAAGAGCGAUGGCACCACUGCCAGCAAGAGCUAUGGCACCACUGCCAGCAAGAGCGAUGGCACCACUGCCAGCAAGAGCGAUGGCACCACCGGCAACAAGAGCGAUGGCAACACUGCCAGCAAGAACGAUGGCACCACUUCCAGCAAGAGCGAUAGCACCACUGCCAGCAAGAGCGAUAGUACCACUGCCGACAAGAGCCUAAAUGAACACGAACAAAAGAAAGCAAUUCGGAAUAUUUUGACUCUACUGAAGAGUGAUGCGCCUGCUAACGUCAGUGCAGAAGACAUGGCUGCCAUUGAGCAAACAGUCAGCCAACACCUCAACUCAGACACUUUCAAGAAAGAUGUCCAAGACCGCUUAGAGCAAAAGUUGACAGAGAAAAACGAAGCUGUGAGCAAGAUUACCAGCAAGUUUGAGAAAUUACUUUCACACCCAAAAGACAAGAAGUUCAUAGCAGUCGACAACUAUGAAGGCACUGAUUCUGAUAUGGAACCUCUUCGUGAACAUAUUCAUGGCAUAUUCAGUAGCUAUUUCAAAGAUGCCAAGCUUCGAAUUCGCCCACAACAGCUUUUGUUGGGAGUUGUACUGAGAAAAGAGUAUGACAUUGUGUCUAUGGAAGAAUGCAUUCGUAUCGGUACCGAGGGGUUGAAGAUGAGUGAGGAGGAAGUUCGAUUCACCGUUUGGUACCUUGAUCGAUUUGUCGGAGCUUUGAUAUAUCAUCCAGAGAUCAAGGAUAAAGAUGGUUGGUUUGGAAACUUUGUCAUUUGCAACCCCCAAGUGGUAUUCAACAGCCUCAGUGUUCUCGUUGUCAAUCCGCUGCUGGAGCUCCAUUCUGAAGAGGGCAAUAUUCAGUUUAAUGAUAAUGAGAGAAAAAAUUGGAUACUCAUGGGUCAAUUCUUACUGAAAACAAUCACUCGAUGCCAUUCGGAGGAAAACCAGGGGGUGAAGAAAGACCAGUUGAUUCCUGUUGAGAAGCUGCUCAUACUGCUCGAGCAUUCCCACCUUUUGGCCAAAAUCACAACAGUGGAGGAAGACCAUACCACAGAAGAAGUUGAAACGACAUAUUUCAUCCCCGCUAUUCUCAAGUGUGCAUCUCGCGAGGAACUAACGAAACCACCCCCCACUGGCAUUGAUACACCCUCUCCAAUCAAGAUCACAUUCAAACCCCAAUACGUUCCCAUUGGAGUAUUUUGUGCCAUGAUCAGUGAAUUGGUCUCAAGGGGGAGUACUGGAAUUCUGGGCAUGACUUGGAAACUUGCCACUGAUACCUCAGUAAAGAGAAAUCUCGUCUCCUUUCACAUUGACGAAUCUGCCAAGCAUUUUGUUACCCUUAUCGCUAACGUCGAUUGCUAUGAGAUACGGAUUAUUCGACAGGACAGGGACCAUACGAUGCACGAGCUUUGUUCCUACGUCCUCUCAACCCUCCUUUUGGUGAUGAAGGACAUCAGUCCACUACUCACUCCAAUCAUUGCCUUCGACUGCUACUGUGGCAAACAUGAAGAUGGUUCCAAGCUUUGUCUCCUCACACCUGGAGCUGAUCCCUGCUUUAAAUGCACCAGCAAAGUCUCUCUGGGUCCUCACCAAGAAUGCUGGUUUGCAAAAGAAGUCAGCCUGGGAGGUGAUGUGUUCCUCCUUGCCCUGCCCUUUGCUGAGGACCUAGAUCCAAGCCUCUCCUUCAAGUGGAGGAAGAGAAUACCUAGAAUUGGUGGGACUGAAAAUGAAUUGGAAUUCAAGGCCUCGUCACAUGAUCACUUCAAGGGCUUUAUCAGUUGUGAGAUCUCCAAGAACCAGAAGCAUUUCUUUACCGCGUACCACUGCCUCAAAGAGAGUGUUGAGCACACCUCCAGCUCUGAAACUGAUCAGCUGUUUGCAGAUGUGAAGGAAGUGAUCAAAGAGAUACGCUCUGACUGGUACAGCCUGGCUAUAGAACUGGACAUUGACUAUGCAACUAGGAAGAGUCUUGAGAAGGACUAUCGCUGGGUUGAGCCGUGCUUUGAGGCCAUGCUGACACACUGGGUGAAGCGCUCCUCUCCUCCCCCCUCCUGGUCUGCCCUUGUUAGAGCACUAGAGUCUCCCGCCAUUGCUCGUGGGGACAUUGCAACAACCAUUAAGACAAAAGCUACCAGCGACAUCUCUCCUGAUGUUUGUCAUCUCACUCACGGUGAGGGACUGAGUGUGGAUCAUCAUUUGAGGGUAGUGAGGACAGCUGCCUGGGAGGUGAGGGGGACAUGGCAUCGUCUGGGAGAGCAGUUGGGUGUCAAUGAGGGGACACUAGAUGCCAUCAAGAGAGACUAUCCGAACGACUCUGAUAUGUGUUUCACUAAACUACUGGAGCAAUGGUUGACAAGAUCCACCCCCGCCCCCACACUAGGAGCACUCAUCCAAGCACUCGAGUCUCCUGUCAUUAGUUGUGGAGACUUUGCCCAACAAAUGGAAUCUAAACUAACCUAGCUUACAGUAACAGCUCCACUGUAAUAAAUUUAUUGUACUGUGUAGCAUAAUAAAAGAACUCAUCAACACUUUAAGGUUUAUAUUUGGUAAAUAUUACACAGAACUCUUAGUGGAUUGCUUAGUUAAUGAUCUUUAAUUUGCCACUUU
Molecule: messenger RNA, 9549 nt
Organism: Halichondria panicea
Lineage: Eukaryota; Metazoa; Porifera; Demospongiae; Suberitida; Halichondriidae
Exons: 21
Coding region: 16-9402 (3128 amino acids)
Biological process (GO): signal transduction
Molecular function (GO): protein binding
Source: RefSeq, a predicted model, not a curated record